This is a messenger RNA of Thlaspi arvense, 2491 nucleotides long. The record is from the annotation of a GenBank genome assembly. Lineage: Eukaryota; Viridiplantae; Streptophyta; Magnoliopsida; Brassicales; Brassicaceae.
CCAGGAAACGAGCAAAAAAGAAAAUGCGCCAGGAUGCUCUAGAGGCGUGCUCCCCCGAUGCAAAAUGUAUCAGCUCUCGGUUAGGGGUCUAAAUAAUCAAUCUCGUCAAGCAGUGCUCAAAAAGUGGAUCAGUGUAAAUAAACCUUUCUUAGGUGGUAUUUUGGAAACUCACGUUAAGGAAGAUCUAGAUAAAGACAUUUUGGCAUCGAUUUGUCCAGGUUGGAGAUAUGAUAGUAACUACUCUUGUUCAGAUAAUAGACGUAUUUUGAUCAUCACUUACAAGAAAUCAGAUCAGUUUGUUCCUGCGACUAAUUCAUCUUUCAAUGUAGCAUUUAUUUAUGCGCAAAACUUGGAGAGCCAAAAGAGAAGACUAUGGGAGGAUAUUUCUGCGCUUAGAGCAGGCUCUCCACUUUCUUCUAGACCUUGGCUGCCAAUGGGGGACUUUAAUCAAAUCCUUCUCGCCUCAGAGCACUACUCUAUCUUUCCAUCAGUGCUUCCCCUUCGCGGUAUGGCUGAUUUUGAGACAUGUUUGGUGGACAACGAGCUAUCUGACCUGUCAAGUAGGGGAGUCUUCUACACUUGGACAAAUAAUAAUCCAGAAAGCCCUACUCUUAGGAAAUUGGAUCGAGCAGUCAAUGAUUGCUGGAGGACUGCUUUUCUAGACUCUAACGCCUUCUUUGACUCUCCAAGGGAAUCGGAUCAUGCGCCAUGUUUAGUGUCUUUGACAUCAGAGAUAGAGGUCAGAAGAAAAUCCUUCAAGUACUUCUCUUUUCUCUCAACUCAUCCGAAAUUUUUGUCCGUCCUUAAGGAAGCGUGGGGAGAGGAAACUUGUGUUGGCUCUGAUUUGUUUGUGCUAGGGCAAAAGCUUAAAGCAGCCAAGGUUUUCUGUAAGCACCUGAACAGAGAGGGAAUUAGUAAUAUUCAGCAGCGUGCAAAGGAGGCUUUCUCUCGGCUGGAGAAUAUUCAGAAGGAUCUGCUUUCCAAUCUGUCUGGUCAGAUAAAGGAUAUGGUUGUUGCGUAUUACUCGAAUCUUCUAGGGUCUGAAGUGGCUGAUACAGUUCCGUUUACAGGGAGACUUCUUUGCGAGAAUGUAUUGUUAGCCUCUGAGCUGGUGGAGAAUUUUCAUAAAGAGGGUGUAACGAGAAGGGGGUGUCUCCAGAUCGAUCUCACCAAGGUAUAUGAAAAUUUGAGCUGGACUUUUGUUCUUAACAUCUUGGAAGCGCUUGAUAUCCCCCCCCCCCUAGUUCAGAAAUUAAUUUGCCGAUUGUAUUUCCACCCCUACAAAGGGUUACGCCAAGCAAUGGAUGUUUUGGCAAAGAAGCUGGAUAUGAGGGCAAUAAAUCAAAGAUUCUCGCCUCAUCCUCUAGGGGCUGCUCCUCUCGUCACUCACUUAAGUUUUGCGGACGGUGUUUUGGUGUUUUUUUAUGGAGAGGAGAGACCUCUGUCGGGCAUUUUGAAUAUCUUAGAGGACUUCAGAGUUGGAUCGGGUCUUCACAUUAAUCGGGAAAAGUCAUUCCUAUAUCUUGAUGGGAAUAACUCUUCUUUAGCAAGCCAAUUGGCAGGGCUUCGUAGGCUUGCAGAUUGGAAUAAAGUUCUUGGCCUAAAGCACAUCUCGUUGAUUUUCACUGUAGCAGGCUGUCUAUGGAUCUCGUGGUUAAGAAUAAAUCUUUUGCAAGGCCGCUGUUUCUGGGCAAUAGAUCCCCGUAACUCAGGUAGCUGGAUAUGGAAACAAUGCAAGCUUCGCCCUCUUGCCCGUCCCUUUGUUUUCUGUGAAGUAGGUUCAGGGAUAAAAACGAUGUUUUGGAGUGAAAACUGGACAGGAUUGGGUCCUCUUAUUGAUAUCACUGGUUCAGAAGGGCCGCGUCUCACAUGUUUGCCACUCGAUGCAAUGGUAGCCGAUGCAAUUAGAGGUAAUGAAUGGUGGCUGAUCUCGAGCCGAAGCAUUAACUCAGUCAUUAGCUUAUUGCGUCAAUGCCUUCCUCAGGUUGAUCCGAUAAUGAGUAGUGAGUGCGAUGACUCCUUUUUGUGGAAAAUUGCCAACAACACUUCGUCUUUGUCUUUCUCUGCAUCAAAGACGUGGGACUCAUUACACCUGUCGGGGGAGAUAGUUCUUUGGAAUAAAGCAGUCUGGUUUAAGGAUCACAUCCCUAAGCAUGCGUUUGGGUGUUGGGUGGUAGCUCGUAACCGAAUGCUUACGCGGGAUAGGCUGAGAAGGUGGGGUAUCAUGGUCCCUUCUCAGUGUUUACUCUGCAAUACCCAUGACGAGAGCAGGGAGCAUUUAUUUUUUGAUUGCCCUUAUAGUAAUGAAGUCUGGACUUCUUUCACAUCUGCGGCAAAUCUCUCCAGCCCGGCUCAGUUUGACGACUUGCUUUGCUGGAUUGUGCAACCCUCUCCGGACAAAAACAUCAACAAGAUUGUGCAGGAACGUAAUGCUCGGCUUCACCUACAAGUGGCUUGGCCUGCAGCUACUAUUGUAAAGGAGAUUCAACAU